Drosophila suzukii is the source of this 519-nucleotide messenger RNA. RefSeq lists its product as uncharacterized. NCBI's taxonomy places the organism in Eukaryota, Metazoa, Arthropoda, Insecta, Diptera, Drosophilidae. The record is from RefSeq and is a predicted model, not a curated record.
UUGGCGUUUCUCCAUAGCAAGAUGAAGAUCAUACCUAUCUUAAUAUUGGCAAAUCUUGGCUAUGCCUUAAGUGAAGAUUAUCUUGAGCGUGAAAAUAGACAGAGACUUCAAGAUGUUGUAAACAAAUAUAGGCACUUGUCCCAUGGAAAUGCUGAAUUCUCCCGGUGGAUUGAAAAACUCUUCCAUGCUAUCGAAAAGCCAGUCUUUGGUACGGGAACUGUUAUAUGGAGAAUACAAUUGCUGGCUGAAUUCAACCAAUACGACAAAAGACGUCAAGAACUUGAAGAUAGAAUUAAUAAUCGUUUGGCCAGAGUCAGAAAAUUGAUAAACUUAAAAAUGGGAGGCCAGGAAUGUGUGAAAUUUUACAAAUUGCAGAAAACUGAACUUAAAAACGCCUUAGGGCUCUCCAAUUCUAUGAAAGACAUCAAAUUUGCUAAAAAUAGUGGUUCAUGCCCGAAAAAUUUACAUGAUACAAAUGAUGAUGAAGAUGAUUAUUAUUUAUAAAUUUUAAGCAAUAUU